CCCUGCUUGAGGUGACUGCUGGAGCCGAGGCCGGAGACCCCCCAGCACCCGCGCGGAGGGACCCGCCGCGACUCUGUCGCCGGAGAGGGAGGGCACGCUGCGGUCGGAGAGAGCCCCUGGACUCCCAGGCUCCUGGACAGGGAAGAAGAGGAAAAGAAACCUAUUUGCUGAACGCUGAGCGUGGGUGACCUGAGGGCUAGCCUGUUGGUUCCAGGAUGUCGCUGCCCAAGUCCAGUGAUCAGGARGGCAAGAGUGUGAAGGCUGACCAGGAGCCGUCCCCGGAGGCGAGCACGGAUGUCAUUCCGGCAGCCCCCAGGAAACCCAGGAAAUUCUCCAAACUGGUCCUGUUGACAGCCUCCAAAGACAGCGCCAAAGUGGCUGGGGCCAAGCGCAAAGGAGUACACUGCAUCAUGUCCCUGGGGGUACCAGGCCCUGCCACCCUGGCCAAAGCCCUCCUUAAGACCCAUCCAGAGGCUCAGCGGGCCAUUGAGGCAGCCCCUCAGGAGCCUGAGCAAAAACGCAGCAAGCUGGACCCUGACACAGGCAGCAAAGAAGACAGCGGAUUUGCAGCCAUGGAUCCCGUUGGGCAUGGGGAGCCAGCUGCCGCCUGCCCUGCUACACCCAGUGCGUCCUUGUAACCUUGGCAACGUGGCUACAGCUGCUGCGUCUUCUCUGCUAAGGAUGGGUGGUUCUGCUAGUCCACAAGAUUUCCCAGGCCAGGUCGUCGGGGGAUUUUCACUUUCAACAUUGUGUAAUUUUUAAAAAAUUUUACAUCAAGCCUAAGUUACUUUUGUAAGGAGAAAAAAAAAAUCAAAAGGAGAAUUUAAAAGCUGUAUACUAUUACCCAUCAUGGACAGGUUUUAAACGUGCCAGGAUUCGAGUCCUUGUAGACUAGCUCCAACUCCACCACCCUUGGGCCCGCUCUCCCCCAUCAGCCUUCACCUGGCCCUGCCCCAUAGGUGCCUGGCCUGGGCCAUCAGUCCAGGGACUCUACUGGGGUUUCCAACCCCCAGACCUCACCUYGUUUGCCUCCUCAGGCUGGAAAACCAGCCACUGACCAUAACCAGGUAGAGCCCCUGAGGUUUCCCCUUCCUGCUGCCUUGUUCUGAAGGGGUCAAUGGGAGCUCUGCCCCGUGUCUGAUAUCACCAGACCCUGGAUGCUGCCUGACCCUUCCCCCAGGGAACCUCAGACUUCUGCCUGCUGGGUCUGCACAGGAUACGCCUCAGUCACUGCCCUUCCUCAGGAAGCCUCCCAGAUGUGGCUCCCAGGCACUGAGCCCACCCUUCCAGGCCUGUACUGAGGAAGGGAUUAGCUUGCAGCUCCUGGGGUCUGGAAAGGAUCCUGACAAAAGUGCAAAGUGUCCUCCUAUGAUCUUUUCAGGUGAUUGGGGGCUGAGGAGACUUCCUGGAACCUGAGCCCCUCCCCAAACUCAUGGGGGCUGCCCUGCUGGACGGGAGAUGAAGGAAACACAGUUACCCUCCUCAAGGAAAUAAUCAGACACAGAGCAGACCUCCCACUGUCCCCUUCAGAGGCUCCUAGAGUACAGUGAACAAUAUCUACCCCUGAGUUAGAGGCUCCUAGAGUCCCCAGGGCCAAAGCUUCAGCCUCCAGACCCUUCACCUCGUGGUCCUUAUUUGAAAAUUGCCUCUAGGCACAAGGAAUAAUUUUAAAAAUGCAGGUUGUAGCAGCCUUGUGUUUGUAAACAUUUAUUCAAAAUUAACUAGCAUUCUAGGUGUAGUGAUGAAGGCCUGUAAUCCCAGUGACUUGGUAGGCAGGAGGAUCACAAGUUUAAGGCCAACCUCAGCCAAUUUAGCAAGACUCUGUCUCGAACUAAAAUCAAAAGGACUGAAGAUGAGCUGAGCCUGAUGGUACACUCCUAUAAUCCUUAUGACCUGGGAGGCUGAGGCAGGAGGAUCACAAAUUCAAGGCCAGUCUCAGC
Molecule: messenger RNA, 1940 nt
Organism: Urocitellus parryii (Arctic ground squirrel)
Lineage: Eukaryota; Metazoa; Chordata; Mammalia; Rodentia; Sciuridae
Gene: Flywch2
Product: FLYWCH family member 2
Source: RefSeq, a predicted model, not a curated record